Molecule: messenger RNA, 969 nt
Organism: Sphaeramia orbicularis (orbiculate cardinalfish)
Lineage: Eukaryota; Metazoa; Chordata; Actinopteri; Kurtiformes; Apogonidae
Gene: odam
Product: odontogenic, ameloblast associated
Exons: 10
Coding region: 67-801 (244 amino acids)
Source: RefSeq, a predicted model, not a curated record
GGGAUAUGGGCAAGGUGAAGAGGUAGGCGCACAGAAAGGGAAAGCAGUGCCAGAGAAACGGACAUCAUGAAACCACAAUUGGCCUUUCUGUUGACCUGUCUAAUAAGGACGAGCUUUGGUCUUCCAGUGCAGAUAGGGAUUCUUGCCAGCAACAGCAAUGAGAUUUUGAGACUGAAUGGACUCACUCUGGCUGCUCUAGGACAAACACAGGGCUCUUCGAUAUUACCCCAGUUUGUUCUGCAGCAGCAGCAACCUGAGGUGCUGCUCACCCCACAGGUGGUGAACUUAAAUCCUCAGGUGGCUGGUCCGUUUGGCCCUCAGGGGCCACAAGUACUGUUUCCUACACAGGGAAACCAGCUACCGCCUGUGCUCAUCCCUAACGGCCAGCAGGAGCAGCUUGGACCUCCACAGGACCCCAACUCCCCUAAUAUCCCUCAGCAGGCUCAAAACCCAGUGCAGAUGUUUCCACAGUUUCAGUACCCUGCUUAUGGAUUUCCUCAGCUUCCCAGACAACAGGGCUUCCCUUACUUUGUGCCUCCUUAUGGCUACCCUCAGCAGAGGAACACUGUGGUUCUGCCGCCUAACAACGGUCAGGUUAUUCAGCCAAAUCUGGAAAGGACUACUCAGAGGCCACAGCUCCCUCUGCAGCAGGCCUCCCAGCCAAAGGUGCAGACAGAUAGAACAUGGUCUCUGGGGACACACAAAGAAUCCACUACAAUCCCUCCUGAUCCUCGUGGUGAUACAUCUGGUCCUGGGGUUGAUGAGGGUCAUUCCAACUUCCCCUUCCUGUUUGAGCCUUAAACUUGAACUGGAAACCAACAAGACAAGAAUCCUUCGAGUGUUCGACCAAGUUCAUUCUCCUUCAACACUGCAAAGUGCAUUUUACUUGUUGUUUGUACAAUAGUGUAAACUGAAACUCUGCUCUCAUCUCAAGAUGUCAAAUAAAGAACUUUAUCAAAGUAAAUGAGU